AUGGAUGUCCAACUUCUCGUCUAUGACCUCUCACGAGGUUUGGCCCGUCAAAUGUCCCAAGGCAUCCUCGGUUUUCAGCUUGACGCCAUAUACCACACUUCCAUAGAACUCAACGGCAAAGAAUACGUCUACGAUGGAGGCAUUAUAGCGAUUCGGCCUGGUUCUUCUCACCUUGGCCAGCCAUUGCAGAGAAUACCUCUCGGCAAGACAGAUCUGCCCAUCGAUGUCAUUGAAGAGUUCCUAGAUUCUUUACGGCCGAUCUUUACAGUAGAGGCAUAUGAUCUCUUCCACCACAACUGUAACAACUUCAGUGACUCCUUUGCAAACUUUUUGUUAGGGAAGGGUAUCCCGGAGCAUAUCGUCAAGAUGCCACAGGCUGUUCUCGACUCGCCCAUGGGUCGUAUGUUGGUUCCCCAGCUCGCCCAAGGAAUCAACGCUGGAAGACAAAAUGGUUCCAUUCUUGGGCUUCAACAGAGCGCACAAGCACCAGUAGCUGCUCCAAGACACGGCGUCAAAAAUGUGUCCAACUCUGUGGAAUUCGAUCGCUUGAUGAACGAGGCAAAGACUUCGUGUGCGGUUGUCUUCUUCACCUCAGCGACUUGCGCACCCUGCAAAGUUCUCUAUCCAAUUUACGAUGAACUCGCGCAGGAAGUUGGUGAUAAGGCGACACUCAUCAAAGUUGACAUCGCGCAGCCUCAGCAACAUGAAAUCGGCAGUCGGUACUCUAUCAGGGCGACGCCAACCAUUGUAACGUUCCUACGUGGAGAAGAGGAAAAUAGGUGGUCAGGGGCUGAUCCAGCUGCUCUUCGAGGCAAUGUUCAACUUCUGGUACAGAUGGCGCACCCUGUUCAUCCUCACGAAAGACUUCGCCUGCCUACCUUCUCAAACCCCGAUGUCAAACCCGUUCUUUAUUCAAAGAUCCCCCCACUGGACAAGCUCAUGCUCAAGAUGGGUUCUGAAGUAGCCAAUAAAUCUGAGGUCAUGGCUCUCAAGAGAUACCUAGAGGAUCGAGCAAAAGAUGGCCCCUCCAGUGCGGUUGUCCCUGAGCUGAGCCACCUAUCAAGCUUGGUUAAAGAUUCAGUGACAUCUCUUCCCAUUGAUAUCCUCUUCACUAUUGUCGACUUAUUCAGAAGCGCACUUUCAGAUCCCAGGAUCAGCGGAUUCUUCGCCGAGGAGAAGAACCACGAAACCGUGCGAGCCGUUCUUGAGUUCGUUAACCAACAAACUGAGUGUCCCUACGCUCUCCGCCUUGUCACGCUACAGAUGGCGUGCAAUUUCUUCUCGACGUCCCUAUUUCCUGACGAGAUAAUGCAAGAAGCUCCAUUACGGGCAUCAAUCAUUCUGCUUGUCUCUUCUAGUUUUCUUGACGAGAGUCACAACAAUGUGAGAGUUGCUGCAUCAUCACUUCUCUUUAACCUGUCGUUAGCGAACCGGCGUGCAAGAAAGACAUCAAAGCCAAGUCUUUCUGGGGAUGAUGAACUUGAGCUUGCAGCAUCAGUAGUAGAGGCUAUUUCCUUGGAAGAGAAAUCGAUAGAGGCACUACAUGGAAUGCUUCUUGCUCUGGGUAACUUGGUUUAUGGCACACCACUUGAUGGAGAACUACCAGACCUUCUCCAGGCAGUGGGUGCGGAAGAUAGCAUCCUGGCCAAAAGGUCCAAAUUCCCAGAUGAGAAGCUCAUCAAGGAAGUUGGGACAGAGCUGUUGAGCAAGGGACUUAGGAAGCCAUAG
Molecule: messenger RNA, 1728 nt
Organism: Fusarium sp. VM40
Lineage: Eukaryota; Fungi; Ascomycota; Sordariomycetes; Hypocreales; Nectriaceae
Source: the annotation of a GenBank genome assembly